Molecule: messenger RNA, 802 nt
Organism: Stereum hirsutum FP-91666 SS1
Lineage: Eukaryota; Fungi; Basidiomycota; Agaricomycetes; Russulales; Stereaceae
Product: peptidyl-tRNA hydrolase
Exons: 4
Coding region: 46-597 (183 amino acids)
Molecular function (GO): peptidyl-tRNA hydrolase activity
Source: RefSeq, a predicted model, not a curated record
UUCAUACGCCUGCACCGGCAUACGUUCCGAGACCAACUCUGACUUAUGCGGUCAGUGAAGUACCUCGUUGUCGGUCUUGGGAAUCUUCCAUACCCCCAAACAAGGCACAGCAUCGGUCAUCUGAUUCUCGACGGCAUAUCGUCUCAGCUUCGUGCACCUCUCGCCUCAGAAAUGAAAGGCUACUACGCCGAAACCCAGAUCGAAAUGGACAGCGGAAAUGCUGUUCCCAUAGCUCUCUACAAACCACGCGAUCUCAUGAACGUGUGUGGACCUGCAAUCGUGAACGUCCUUCGUAAAACCUCGGUCGCUCCGAACUCCCUCAUCGUGAUACACGACUCGCUGGACCACCUCCCAGGCAACAUUUCGCCCAAAACCGGUGGCUCACCCAAUGGUCACAAUGGUGUGAAGAGUAUCAUUUCAGCAUUAGGAUCGCAGCAGUUUUAUAGGCUGCGGGUAGGUAUAGGACGUCCGGAGGCGGGUGUCAAGGAUUAUGUGCUGGGACGGUUAUCUUCGUUUGAUCGACAGUACGCUACUGGCGAUGGCGUGUACGAUGCGCUUCGGCAUAUACGGACUAUUAUCGAGAAAACUGGACGAUAGCAUUUGUUAUUGCUAGUCAUUUGAGCUCUGUUCUCUCGUUAUAGUUGCUGGACUGACAUCUGCCGGCAGCUGGCCCAUAUAUUAAUUUUCUACCAGCUGGGUAUCCUCGGGGUUCUUGCCGUAUCACUACUCCGGUUUACCGACCGUACAGACGGUUGUCGUGGUUGUUAUAAUCUACAUUGCGCGAGUGCUUGCUCGCGGUACG